This is a messenger RNA of Cyclopterus lumpus (lumpfish), 2561 nucleotides long. RefSeq names its product centrosomal protein 63 (gene cep63). Gene Ontology annotation, cellular component: centriole. The transcript is spliced from 15 exons. The record is from RefSeq and is a predicted model, not a curated record. Lineage: Eukaryota; Metazoa; Chordata; Actinopteri; Perciformes; Cyclopteridae. Gene Ontology annotation, biological process: centriole replication; de novo centriole assembly involved in multi-ciliated epithelial cell differentiation. The coding region runs from base 312 to 2105 and encodes 597 amino acids.
GAUUGGAGGCGGAGUUACGGCCUGAGUCACAUUGAGUGUGUGUCGUGUGUCCCGCUCAGCUACCGACGUAAACAGAAGCAGCGAGGCGUACUGAAGCGAGCCAACGGCUUGACUAACGUGUGCUAACCAUGGUCGGAGCGCCCGGGGCGUGCGCGCUGCACUUACAGCCCGACUCCGCCUCAAUGUUGAUGCAACGGCCGUUACUUCAUUUUAAGUCACGCGCCUGAGCUGUGGUCGGGGUCGCGAGGUUAGCUAACUCGGCUAACUUGAACGGGUAGGCUAGCAGCAAGGCUUGAGAAGACGCUGACCCGAUGGAGCCUCCGCUGGGGUCUCUGCAGAACCCUGGCCUCAGCUCUGUCCUGUCAUCAUGUGAGCCGGAGCUGCAGGAGCUGAUGAGACAGAUUGACAUCAUGAUCAACCAGCAGAAGAGUGCGUGGGAGGCUGAGAUUCAGGCCAUUGAGCUCAGGCUGAGAAGUGCCGGAGAGGAGCUGUUGAUUUCCAGAGAUCUCAUUGAGCGGAGGGACCUGGAGAUCGGACUGCUCCGCAGGCAGCUGGAAGACGUCCAGCCUGGCCGACAAGAGUUGGUUAACAAGUACGAGCAGCAGCUGCAGAAAGUCCGGGAAGAGUUGGAUAAGUUAAAGAGAAGUUAUCUCAAACUUCAGCGCAAACAGCUCAAGGAGACGAGUGGGAGAGCAAAUACGAGCGAGGCUCACCGCUCAGAGGUGGCCCGACUCAAAGGAAAGAUUGAGGACCAGUGCUCUUCAGAAUGGGAGCAGCAGCGUAUCCAGCACCAAAAGCAACUGACAGCGCUGGAGGCCCACAACCUGAGGCUGACUGAUGAGCUCACACACAUGAAAUCCCAGUGGGCGUUGUGGCAAAGGGAGAGGGAGCACAGUGGGUGCUGUUCAGAGGUGCAGCGUAUGCGUACGCAGCUGGAGAAGGCUCAGGGCAGCAUGCACUCGCAGGAACUGGAACUGGAACGCCUCCGACCACUCGAGAUGUGGCUGGGACAGGACGACCGAGAGCAGCAGGUCCUUUCGGAGGAAAGGGAGGAGCUCCACGGCACGCUGGACUCCCAGGAUACAUUCGUGCGGAGAGCCAGUCUCGAACACCGAAGGCUUCGGAACAAAGCUGCCAGACUCGGCCAAGCACUGCAGGCUAAAGAUCAAGUCAUUCGCUCUCUGGAAGACUGCCUGGCAGCUCAGGGCUGUGCCAGUGUGGAGACCCUCAGACAAGAUCUGGAGAAGACCGCAACCAGGCUGCGCUGCUCCGAAGCGUGUGAGGCUCAUCUCAAGGACGAGCUGGCGAGCCUCAAAGACGGGCCGGAGAAGGAGAGCCGACGGAGAGCUGAGGCACAACGCGACUCCUCUGUUGCUGACAUGAAAAGGCUCAGAGAAGACCUCCAGAGGGCCAGGCAGACUCACGGCGGCGAGGUGGAGGGAAUGAGGAAGGAGGUGUCGAAGCUGACCGCUGAGCUGCACCAACGCGACGCCGCCAUCGCCGCGCUGAAGGACUCCUCCACCAGCGUCAGGCAGCAGCUCCGUGGCGAGGCAGAGCAGAAGGCGGCUGAGCUCAAAAUGACUCGGGCACAGCUGGAGACUCUAAACACCGAGAACCAGCAUCUGCAGGUGCUGCUGCAGAGGCAGGAGGCUCAGUCACUGAAGAGGGGAGAUUCCUCGCUUGUAUCCCUGAGGGAGAGCCGUGAGUCGUCUCUGAGCAGCCUGGAACAAGAGAACCGGCAGCUAAGGCAGGCGAUCCCAGAGAUGUGCGGCAUGACCGAGCAACCCCAGCCUGCUCGGGACAGCAAUGAAGAUACCCGACAUCGCAAACACAGGGAGGUGAUUCAGAGAGAGUCCAGAGACAACAUCAUGUCCGCUCACUCUCCAGUGGAGUCUCUGUUAGUGUCACCGGUGGACGGCAUGGUCUCUCAAUUCCUGGAUAAAGAGAGCUUUCUGGCCAAGGAGCUGGUCGAGAGACUGGACACCUACAUCCAGGGUAUGAUGAGCGGCAGCAUCAGGAUAGCCUCCAAGUACCUGCCAAGUGGCUCGGGGCCCGAGUCUGACCAGACUACAGCAAAGAAUGUGGGAGCUGGAGGUGGAAGCUGAGGCUGGCUGCCCAAGGCAGUACGCGGCAGCUGGUGAUACAGCUUGGCUGUCAAUGGCUGUAGGUGGAGGCUGGAGCUACCCUGAAAGGGGGGGGGGGGCUGCCUUAAUGGAACCUGCGUACAGAGACUGUAAAUAUGUCUGUACAGUACAAACAUGCAUGUCGUUCCCACACAGAGUGGUACAUCCUCUAGUCCCCGGAGCCACCAUGGAUCUUCAGAGGUGCUCCUGGACCGUAGCGCUCAGCUGGGGGUCACAGAACAAUGUCCCGUACCUGAGCCUUUGUCUUUGCACUUAGUCUAAAAAAUUGUUGUAUUGUUUUGUUUUUAACUGUUUUAGAAUGUAAAUAAUGUAGAAUACUACAACUACUUGAUCAUUAAUUCUGUUUUAAUGUGCCUUCCUUUUUUGCUUCCAUGGUAUCAAUUUUAUUUUUGAAUAAAAUAUAUAGAGCAACAAAUU